Somion occarium is the source of this 3661-nucleotide messenger RNA. Lineage: Eukaryota; Fungi; Basidiomycota; Agaricomycetes; Polyporales; Cerrenaceae. The record is from the annotation of a GenBank genome assembly.
AGCGAACCUUGGACUCACACUGUGCUGCUUUUUCCAGUCUUUAAAGCUUCAUGGCACGCUCAAAACCUAUGAAACACAAUGAUGCGCUCGAGACGCGGGAGAAUAGUGCGACUCAGCGAAAACCGCACAAGAACAACGGUUCCAAAGGCUCGAAGGCCAAGAACCAGGAUCUGCAGCUUGGUGUAGAAGAUGCCGAAUUGUUGAAGGAUAUCCAUAGUGAUGCAUCAUUGGAGACUGGGACCCAAGAAGUUGAUUCUGGAUUGGUUGAGGAUGUUUCUAGGUUCCUAAGCGACUUGAAAGUGGGCAAGGAAUCUAAAUUCAAGCCGGCAAACAAGAAGUCCAUCCCUAAGGCUACAGCUAGCCAGGAUUCGCUACCAAAGGGAUCGAAAAGGGAAGGCAAGAACGAAAAACCCACGAGGAAAGACGAGAAGCAGAAAGGCAAGGAUAAAACAAAAGAACAGUCCGAACUUUCUGCCUCUAAAGAACCUAAGCCGACUGCCCUUCCUUCAAGUCUUGCUAUCAGUUCAAAAAACAACUCGAAGCUUGUCUUUUCUCCUAGCCCUCACUGGUACUCUGCUGUUACUCCUCUGGCGGCUUCAAAAACGGCUCUACCAACCCCUUCGCCUGCUCAGCUUUCUUCACUUUCUGAUCGUGCUCGUAACCUCCUUCAAAAGGAUGCAGAGAUUUAUCAGGCUUCUGCUGCGUCAACUGGACAUAGCGCGUCUGACUCUCAUUUCCUCAACACGAUCCUUAUGCAGGGUACCUUAUCCGACAGGCUUAGUGCUCUUACCUUGCUUGUCCAAGCUAGCCCAGUACACAAUACUAAGGCUUUGGAAACGCUUCGGAAUAUGGCGGAGCGUGGGCGUGGAAAAGGUGGACGAGAGGAAGGUUUGAAGGCGAUGAGGUGUGUUGUAGAUUGGUGGAUAGGCGGUGGUGCACCGAGUAGGAAGCUGAGGUAUUUCCGUGACCAGUCAUCGCUGCUGCACCCUGACGUGACGGACCAGCACCUCGUCAUGUGGUAUUUCGAGGACUGGUUGAAGAAAUACUUCUUCCACAUCCUACAGAUACUAGAGACAUAUUCCUUGGAUCCGUUGCCAUACGUUCGUACUCAAGCUCUUGGUUUCAUAUCCACUCUCCUGCGAGACAAGCCAGAGCAAGAACAGAAUUUGCUACGGUUGCUUGUCAACAAACUCGGCGACACCGAGAAAUCAGUCUGCUCGCGCGCGUCAUAUCAUCUCUUACAACUUGUGCAAACCCAUCCUGCCAUGAAAGGUGUCAUCGUCCGGGAGAUUCGUUCCCUCAUUUUCCGACCGGCCGCGUCGACCUCUGCCCAGAUACAAAAUGCUGAAAAGGAAAAAGCUAAAACAGGGACCCACGUUCGUUUUGGCGACGAUGAACCCAACCAGUCCAAGGACAAGGGUAAAGGCAAGGACAAGGCUUCUAAAACCCCUACUAUGGAACGAUGGAACUCGCAUGCCUGGUACUACGCUUCUGUUACCUUGAACCAAAUCGUCCUCACGCCAAGCGAACACGACCGAGAUGUUGCUCGACUACUGAUCGAAGUGUACUUCGAGAUGUUCCGGGAGGUACUGGGUACCUCUGGAGAUGACAAGGACAUCGAUGACCUUGCGCUAACCGUUCCUGAGGACGAUCAAGUUGGGAAACAUUCACACGAGGGCAAGACUAAAUCGAAAGGAAAGGGGAAGGAAGUCCGUGGGGCGGCUGGGUUCGCAGAAGUCGAGGACGCCAAUUCGCGACUCGUCAGUGCGAUUCUGUCCGGUGUCAACCGUGCUCUACCCUUCGCGAAAGUCGAUGUCGGAGGUGGGAAUGACAUGUUCAAGAAACAUAUUGAUACUCUGUUCCUUAUCACUCAUACGUCCACGUUCAACAUCUCGCUCCAAGCUCUCAUGUUGAUCCUCCAAGUCAUCACCAGUCUAUCUUCCGACCCCUCAUCGUCAAAAUCAGGAGAGAAUUCGUAUGGGACUGCGCUCACUGACAGAUUCUACCGUACCUUGUACGCGUCACUCAUCGACCAACGUCUGUCCAAGUCCAACAAACAAGCCAUGUACCUGAACCUCCUUUUCAAAGCCCUGAAGGCGGACCAUAACCUCGAGCGGGUGAAGGCAUUCGUGAGGCGGUUUGUACAGGUGCUUGUAGUGGGUGUCGGAGGUGCAGGUGGUACUGAAUUCGUUGCUGGCGGGUUAUAUCUCCUCGGCGAGCUUUUCAGCACGGUCUCUGGACUGCGGGAUAUGCUCAAUGGUCUCGGGAAAGGAACGAAGGUCGCGGAGGGUGAGGCCUACGAUCCGCGCAAGCGUGAUCCUCAGUAUGCCCAUGCAUCUGCUUCCCCUCUUUACGAAUUGAUUCCAUUACUUCAUCAUUACCACCCUGCAAUCUCCUUGCAUGCCCGUCAACUCCUCUCUGGAGCCCCAAUCACCGCUUCCGCUGAUCUCUCACUCAACACCCUCUCUCACUUCCUGGACAAGUUCAUCUACAAGAACCCCAAGAAACCCAAAACUAAAGGCGCAAGCGCUAUGCAGCCUGGUGCUACCACACUUGAUGGUACCAGUGUGAAGCUCGCGAAGGGUGAGGCGGCGACAGGGAGGAGCGCGCCUGUGAAUGAGGAAGCGUGGUGGAAGAAGAGGACGGAGGACGUGCCUGUGGAUGAGAUAUUCUUUUACAAAUACUUCACGAGGAAACACGUGCAGGAGAACGAGAGAGUUGCGAAGGCGAAGAAGAGGAAAGGGAAGGAUGGGGAAGAUGAGGAGCAAGAUGUGAGUGAGGAUGAGGAUGAAGCGGUGAGUGAGGGUGAGGCGGAUAGUGAUAAGGAAGAAGCAGAGAUUUGGAAGGCAAGUAUCAUCAUUGACGUGUUGUUGUUCUUACACUUAUUGGUUCAUAUUUUCUUCUAGGCCAUGAAGUCAACGAUGCCCGCGGAACUCCAGGACGAUGACCUCAUGGAAGAUAGUGACGAACUGCCGUCUGACCUGGACGAGGACAGCGAUAUCGCGGAAGAUGAAGAGCAAGAUGUCUCGGGUGAAGCGUCAGAAAAGGAUGAAGAUCAGGACAAAGAUGGAGAACAAGAGGAUGACGCCCUAUCUCUUGUCGAAGCUUCGGACGCAGAGGACCUGCUUCCUCUCGACGCCGAUGUUCCUGAGGGUCUUAUUGAUUAUGACGGUUCCGACCAUGAAGAACCAGAGGCCGCUAAUGAGGAAGAAGAAUGGGGAGGUAUCGAUGGAACGAAGAAGCGUAAACGUGGGGAUGACGACAGCAAGAUUAAGAAGAAGAAACUGCGCUCGUUACCUACCUUUGCUAGCUACGAGGAUUACGCUAAGCUUAUCGAAGAUGGGCCGGAAGAUGACAUAUGAUGACGACGUGGGUACUUUUAUUGCGCUGAUAAUACAGUCGUUUUCUCCCCAAUCUAUGCUGCGUGUUUUACUCUUUGCUUUUCGGACUUUCUGAGACUUCAUCUACAAGGUAGCUCAUAUCUGUAAUUCCUGGGACUAAGAAUCGAAAUAGCUCGCUGCACAGAGGAUAUGUAGCGCCCCAAUCAGGUGCAUGCGGUAGCUUUCUUAAGUUGCACGCCACAUUCCACAGUCUGUCUAGUUUCAGGUAUAUUGUCUGGUACUAUAAAACAUUGGAAGAAUGAUCGUAGCGGCUAAAGGUG